This is a messenger RNA of Plasmodium vivax (malaria parasite P. vivax), 1584 nucleotides long. Its product is annotated as variable surface protein Vir18-like. Bases 1 to 1584 code for a protein of 527 amino acids. The transcript is spliced from 2 exons. NCBI's taxonomy places the organism in Eukaryota, Apicomplexa, Aconoidasida, Haemosporida, Plasmodiidae. The record is from RefSeq and is a predicted model, not a curated record.
AUGCAGGGAUACCAAAAAAUUGAAUGUAUAAAAAAAUAUACAAAUUAUAAAGAUGAAAUUGAACGCAAAAUUGGUGAAUUGCUUACUAAAAAUGAUAGUUAUUUUUGUAGAAAAUGCCAUACAAUAAAAACAGAUAUAACUAAAAAAAAUGAUGAAUUAAAAGACUGUUAUAAGAUUAAAUCAAUAUCACAACCAUUAAUUGAAAGUUAUGAUAUAAAGGGUUUUAUAGACGAAUGUACUGCAUAUCAUCAAUGUAUUAAAAAUCGCUCAUCACGCCGUAGUAAACAUGAUGCUUCAAAACGCGAAUCAGAAAAAAAAUGUUCAGGAAAUCUGCCUUGUGAACAAAAAACAGCAGCAACAGUCUCACACAAAGCUAAAACACCAUCGAGAUUAUCUUCAGAAAGCUCUAGUGCGAGAACCCCACAAAGGCAAAGACAACAAAUUCAAACUGAAAAUCCUGCAGAUAGACGAGAAUCAGGUAAACGGAACGCUGUUUUACAGCCACAACAGGUCGUAAAGCGUCCCACUAGUUCUAUUGAACCUAAAAGUGAAGUAUCUGAAUCUGUAACUAAUCAUCCGUCUUGUGCUCCUGCACAAGUAGAAACCCUUCCAAAACUUUCAUCUUCAGCUCCUUCAAAAGAUGAUAAAUUAGGUCCACCUCCAAGUGAUAAAGAAUCACAAAACAUCGCUACUGAGGAUUCCGAUCCGGGAAAUACUUUCCAUGUAAAAGAUUCACUUGAAAGACCAGUCCAUCUUAAUUUAUCUGGUGGUCAAGAUGCAAGUGGUAAUACUCAAGUUGAGCCCGUUUCUUCUGGGACGCCUAUUGUAAAUGAAGCUCAUGAUGAUCAAUCCGUCACUAAAGAAACUUCCGUUAGUUCUCCUCUUACUGAAACAUCCCUUGUUAGUGGAGAAGGAAGUAAUGGAAAUCCCAUUGUCAGUGCUACUGGUAUAGGAGAUAAGGAAAAGUUAGCUGCUAAUGGUGUACAUACUGUUAGAGUGGGUAUUAAUGGUUCACCUUCUGGAGAUUUAACUACUAGUGGUCAAAUAGCUAACGAUGUGUCUUCUCCUGGUACAUCUACGGAAGUAAAAGCUUCUGAUUCCAAUGAUCCUAGUCAUUUUUCUACUGGUAGUGAAGCUUCUUCUGGCAUGGAAGACAAUUAUGUCGUUAGUCUAAGUGAAAGUGACCAUAAUCAAGCUGUAGUUACUGAAGAUGUUGGAGAAGAAACUCGUUGUAGUGAAGAAGAUGUAAGUCUACCACACAAUGGUGCAAUUCCUUGUACCGCAACAAAAAAUACAGAGAUAACUGUUGAUAAUAAUAUAUUAGCUACACUUAGUAAUAUAUUUGGUGUAAUACAAGCCAAUAAAGAUAAUGUCACAAAUACUUCAAUACCCGUAGGAAUUGUUCUGUUAUUGGGCCUUCUUUUUAAAUACACACCUUUGUGGAGUUUUCUUACUAAGAGGAAAAGGAAGAAACAAUUGCAUAUGAACGAAAAGCUACAGAGGGUACUACAGCAACCUUCAAGUGGAAGUGAAACAAGAAGUAUCCCAUUUUCAUAUAGUGCUUUCGAGUAUUCAUCAGAGUGA